AUGGCAAAGAAACCAUACUCUCCAUCUUUUGGAUGGAGAAGUAUUUUUUUCGACAAAGAGUUUGGUAGAAAAGGGGGCUCGUAUAUCUAUAAGCCGGAUAGAUUGAUUUGGCAUUAUACAAAAUCAGGAAAGUAUACGGUCAAAUCUGGCGUAUGCAUGGCAUAUUCGUGCUCCCCCAAAAUCAAACAUUUUAUUUGGCAAGUUGCCACUGGUACACUUCCGGUCAUGGAUUGCUUAGCUUCUCGCAAGAUUCAGUGUGACACGGUAUGUAAAAAAUGUGGUUCUGAAAUCAAGACAAUUAAUCAUGCGCUUUUUGAAUGUACGCAUUCGAGGCGAAUUUGGGAUUUGUCUACAAUUCCAAUGCUCCGAGGAGGUUUUCCUUAUAACUCGAGAUUUGCGAAUCUAGACUUCAUUUUUUGGAGUGUGAUUCCUUGUUUGCGGGAGAAGGAGAAAAAGCAUUUAUUUCCAUGGAUUUUGUGGUUUAUAUGGAAGGAUAGAAAUAAAAAGGUUUUCCAAAGAAUUCAGUCAGAACCGGUUGACAUUAUAAAUCAAGCGUUAAGUGAACAAUUAUUAUGUGAAAAGGCACAAGCUAUUCCGACUGAAUCAGUUACACCAUUAGAACCUAUACCUACUCCUUCGCUAAUCCUUCGUUGUCGAAUUGAUUCGUGGAAGUCAGGGAAUACGUUUACAGGCUUGGGGUGGUGGUGUUUCAGAGGAGAGGAACAAACAUAUCUACUAGGCGCUAAGUGUUUUAGCGGAUGUCCUUCACCACUUCAUUCAGAAUUGGAAGCGCUAAUAUGGGCUAUGGAGAGUAUUCUUAUAAGAAGGAUUGACUGUCAUAGAUUUGAAUCAGAUUGUGCCGAGCUUAUCACAAUGGUACAAGACCCGCAAGAGUGGCCAGCAUUCUCCAACCUCUUAAACGAUUUUCUUCUGUUACGUGUAUCAUUUCCGUCAUUUCUUUUAACUAAGACUAGGUAA
Messenger RNA from Capsella rubella, 978 nucleotides. RefSeq lists its product as uncharacterized. Gene Ontology annotation, molecular function: RNA-DNA hybrid ribonuclease activity; nucleic acid binding. Lineage: Eukaryota; Viridiplantae; Streptophyta; Magnoliopsida; Brassicales; Brassicaceae. The coding region runs from base 1 to 978 and encodes 325 amino acids. The transcript has 3 exons. The record is from RefSeq and is a predicted model, not a curated record.